GUACAUGUAACUUUAUUUAGGUACGCAUACAAAGCCAUUUGGUAACUUUAUUUUUCUUGUUUCGCAUUUAUUAACUGAACGACGAGUUAGUGACUUGGGACUGUUCUAUGAGACAUCAAAAAAUAACAAGUAAUAACAUUCAAAGGCAUCGAAACUUUGCAUAGCACCUACAAACUAAUUAUCUUUCUUUAAUAAUACUCCGAUUUUGGGCAAACUAGGUGACAUCUGUGUGGUGUCGUCUCCCAGUAUAAGACACCUCUUUGUUUAAUCGACUAAUUACUUCCUGACUUUUAUCUAUUUGCCCAGCCCCCCUGUUGUUCCAAUCAGAUGGAAACAGGAAGUCCUUUGUGCCAUGCAUCAGAUGAAUCCCAUAAUGAGGCAGUCCUUUGCUUUAAAUAGUCAGCUAUCGUUUCGGUAUUGAGCUUUAGCAAGCUCAACCAUACGUUAAGAAUACCACUUUGUUGCCAAUAUUCUUAUCGAAGAGCACACUACUUGAAAAUGAUCUUCACGGUUAAAAAGGGGCGGUUUAAAAGUUAAGAUUCACCGUACGCGUUAAUCCGUCAUGUCUGCUGAUUUCAAGCGCCACGUCGUUCUGGUAUUCCUUUUAACAAUUGUCACUGUAGCCCAAUUUGUUGCUGAGAUAAAAGCUAUAGAAGGACAUCGGUUCCCUUCUGACAAGACAUUCAAACAGCGCCUGUUUUCAAAAGAUGAACGUCAUUAUCUGAACGUAAAUCGAGUUGGAAUAUUCACUAUGUACAACUUGUUAGAUUGCCUAUUUGCAUGUGUAAGAAAUACUUUUUGCCUCUCAAUAAACAUGGCCGCCUCCAAAGAAGCAUAUGGAAAGCUUUGGUGUGAAUUGUUGUCUUCUGAUAAGUACAGAGACGCUGAGAACUACAAGGAAAACACGAGUGCGCAUCAUUUGUCCAUUCUGUCUCCUUGUUCUUAUUCGCCAUGUCAAAACGGAGGAACCUGCAUCCCGAUUUACAAAUACACGUCUUACCAAUGUCUCUGUGAACCAGGUUUUAUGGGAGAGUUUUGCGAGAAAGCUAUUACGUCUUGCAAAGAGCUCUAUGACUUUAAUAGGUUUAAUGUCAGUGAACUUGUUACCCUCCGCCUGGACUCUAAAUCAGUCACCAUUCUCUGCCACAUGGGAGAUUUUGGAUGCGGAAAUGGAGGAUGGACGCCGGUCAUGAAGAUUGACGGCAAAAAGAGCACCUUUCAUUACAACAGCCCUUACUGGAGCAAUAAAAUUGAAUACAAGCUUCCCGGUGGGGAGUCUGGCUUUGAUUCACAGGAGACAAAGUUAUCGUCCUAUUGGAACACAUCUUUCUCCAAGAUCUGUCUCGUUAUGAAGAUUGGACAACACCUCGGGUUCACUGUCAUUAACAAGCAGGCCGACUCUCUGUACUCACUGAUCGCUGACGGUCAAUACCGCGCCAUCUCAUUGGGUCGAGAAACGUGGAAGAAUCUGAUUGGUUCAGAUGCCUCCUUGCAGUUAAAUUGUAACAGGGAAGGAUUCAACACUGCUGAUGUUAACCCCAUCGACGUUUUCCAUUCUGAAGCAAGAAUUGGCAUCGUUGCUAACCAGGAGAAUGACUGCAAAAGCUGUGACUCCAGGAUUGGAUUCGGUACAGGAGGAUAUUUUGAUGACGCCGUGACGUGUGGUAACGUGGCAAAAAUAGAAGGAGAUAAUGGAGACAGGCAUACCCCUGCAAUGGGGUACAUCCUGGUGCAAUAAUACCAAUACUCUCAAAAGGUAAGCAGCUCUAAGAGUUAGAUACUUUAUAAAAGAGUACCUCCCCGUCGGACUUUUCUAAUGAAAAAGAGGCUCUCUCUUGAUUAAGUUUUAAAAAGCUGUGAGUGAGGAGCAGGCAUUAAAUGGUCAUCUAUGCUGAUCCAGAUGUUAACAGUUUCGUAAAUAAAUGUUCGUUGACCAGCAACCGUGUUUUAAAAAAGAUGGUUUUAUGCGGUAUUACGCUAGUAGGUUACAUGGUGGAUGGUGGAUGUGAAAUUUCUAGAUUAAACAUUUAGAAGCAAGGUUAUUUACGCACUACUAUUCCAAAACCGAGUCUCGCAGAUAUUGAGCUGGCGCAGAAGGGGAGUGAAAUGAUUGUAUCUGGAAUUUGUAACAAUUUGCAGAAAAGUUGUGCAGUUACUGAAUACACCUCAUUCGAUUUUAAAACUCCCUUUCAUUAUAUGAUUAUUGAUAGUUUGC
This is a messenger RNA of Stylophora pistillata, 2215 nucleotides long. RefSeq lists its product as uncharacterized. The record is from RefSeq and is a predicted model, not a curated record. NCBI's taxonomy places the organism in Eukaryota, Metazoa, Cnidaria, Anthozoa, Scleractinia, Pocilloporidae.